CAGCUCACACUAAGCUCAGCCCGACAUACACACACACACACGGAGGGAGUGUGACCGUGAGCAGAGUACACGUAGACCGGGUCGAUCAAUUAUGAAUUUCUUCCUGGAAACAAUCCAAGUGCUCCUGCUCUCCAUCUGGUACAAUGUGGAGUCCUUCAUCCACCUCUUCGUGCCCAGGAAGAGGAAGAACAUAGCCGGCGAGGUGGUGCUGAUCACGGGGGCAGGCAGCGGAAUCGGUCGCCUCAUGGCUCAGGAGUUUGCGUCUCACGGCACCGUGGUGGUGCUGUGGGACAUCAACCAGGAGGGAAUGAAGGAAACGGCGAAACUGGCCAAACAGAGCGGAGCCACCAAAGUCCACUACUAUCUGUGUGACUGCAGCGACAGGAACGAGGUUUACAGAGUGGCCGACCAGGUGAAACGAGAGGUGGGUGACGUCAGCAUAUUGGUGAACAAUGCCGGGAUUGUGACGGGAAAGAAGUUCAUGGAUGCUCCCGACUCUCUGAUCGAGAAGACGGUGGAGGUCAACUCCAUGGCUCACUUCUGGACGUACAAGGCCUUCCUUCCUGCUAUGAUUGCCAACAAUCAUGGACAUCUGGUCAGCAUUGCCAGCUCUGCUGGACUUAUAGGAGUCAAUGGAUUGGCAGACUACUGUGCCAGUAAGUUUGCAGCAGUAGGCUUUGCAGAAUCAAUUGCUCUGGAGCUGCUGGCAAAUGGGAAAGACGGCAUCAAAACCACCAUCGUGUGUCCGUAUUUCAUCAACACUGGGAUGUUUGAUGGAUGUCAAACUAAGUGGCCAUCUUUGCUGCCAAUCCUGAAGCCAGACUAUGUAGCCAAGAAGAUCAUCCAUGCUGUGCUCACAGACCAGGUGUAUCUUAUGAUGCCCAAGAGCAUUUACCUCAUCGCUUCCCUCAAAAACAUCCUCCCAAUGAAGCAGGGCAUCCUGCUGGGACAGUACCUGGGAGCCUUCAACGUCAUGGACAGAUUCACGGGACGCAACAGGAAACAGGAGUGAGGGCCGAGUCAUCCACAUCAUGAACAACCUCUUUCAAUCUUUUUUUAAGAAAAAAAACCUGAAGUGCAGGACAGAAGAGAAGAACCAAGGCUUGUACUGGCUACACAUUGAAUACAAUUAUUAUCUCUCUAUCUUACACUAUAUAAUCCAUAUUUUAAACUUACAUAUUCUUAAUGUGCACACUUUUAAAUUACAUUCCCCUAAGUACAAUUAAAAAGUGACCUUAUCAGGACUAUUCUUAGUGGGAAUUUUAUAUUUUCAAUGUUCGUGUCAUCACCCAUUGAAGACUACAGGCCUUGGCACACUCAGCACCCCCCUCCCCCAUGUGAUUUGUUCACCUUUUAUUAAUAGCUAUUAACGUUAAAACAUUUUAAUCUGCUAUCCAAUCAAUGCGAGAAUUUGCUGAGGGAUAUUGUGGGGUACGACCGGUCUUGGAUGGACAGGCUACACUCGGUGGAUUAAGUAGAUUAAGCCUUAAAAUGUUAAAGAGUGUAUACUUACAUUUGUUCUGUUGAAAAAAUGUAAAAGAUUCAAGAGAUAAAUCAUUUUAACAUUAUAUCAACAACGUUAUGUCGCAGUAAAAACCAUUUGCCUUAGCCAAGUACUAAUACUCAGGUACGGUGAGUUUCUCACAUCUGUGGUUUGGACCAAUCAAAGCUCAUGAAGUGACCUCAGACUGACCGCGAUGUGUCAGAACUUCAUUUACAAACUCAAAACAAGACUGUUGAAACAAGUAGCACGCCGCCCCAACUGGCAAACAGAAACAAACUAAACAUGUUGUUGUCGUCGUCGCCCUCCCCCUCCCCCUCUCAAACUGAGCCCCGAUAAAAAUGUCAGUUAAAUUAGCAGUAAAUUAGCAUAGCUAAUUAGAAGCAGUAUGCCUCCUUAGGUUUCCUGGUGAGCACAAAUCAGACUUGAACUACGUUUAUUACCUCUUUUAUUUCCUGCAGCGAUGCUCGUGUAUUUGGGUCAUCAAGCUAAUGCUAAUUUGAAAAGCUUCACAACUUAAUGGUUCCACGAGCAGCACGUCGCACAGCUGUGUUUUAAUGUUAGCCCACAAUAAUGGAAGGAAAGCAUCUUUAUUGUCAUUGUACAACUGAAAUUGUAGGAGAAUGGAGGGUUGAUCAGAGCUACUGCAACUCACCGCACCAUCACAAGGGACCAACCUGACCGAAUGGCUGCUAGUUGUCUGUUUUCUUUCUUUAUUUUUCCGUCACAUGAAGUUUCAAUAUCACUGUGUUUAUUUUCAUUAAUGUUUACUACAUUUCAAAAUUCAGAAGUUUCCUGACCUCAUAUUUUUGUUGUUGAAGUAAUAACCAUAUGUUUUGCAUUCAUUUCCACACACAUAUUCAUGGUCCUUUAUUAACACUUCACACACACUAUAUGGACAAAAGUAUUGGGACACCUGACCAUUAUGCCAACAGGGAUUGUCAUGAACAAUAUGAUACUUAUAUAUAUAUAUAUAUAAUAUAUUUUCACAGCUAUAACAGCUUCCACACAUUUUGGGAAGCCUUUCCUCAAGUUAUUGAAGUGUUUCUAUGGUGAAAUUUGUGUCCAUUCAUUCAGUAGAGCAUUCAAGUUCUUCCACACCAAACUCAAAGUCAAACCAUGUCAUAUUAGUCCUUCGUUGACCACGGGUUCACAGUCAUGUUGGAAUAGAAAAGGACAAACUGUUCUCCUCAAACUGUUGCCACAGAGCAUUGUCCUUCACUAGAGAUGAGGAGCCUAAAGCCUAAAUAACCAUUUCAGUAAUUAACAGGUGUGGCCAAAUACCUCUGUCCUUGUCCAAGACUGGACAAGAUUGACAAUGCUGACAAGACUGAUUAUUGCCACGAGUAAUAACUGAGACACAGUAAUUCGGGAAAUUGCAUUAAUUGAGUUGAGAAAUUACAUCUACGACCUGAUCCCCUGGUGACUGUACGCCAACUUUAAGAAGUUACCUUCCUGAAGUAUGCAUGUGAUGCAAAUGUAUAUUCUCUUCUGUCCAUCUGUGCAUGUGAACUACCUGUAACUAACUAAAGAACUCUCAUUUAGAAAAGCCGUCAAUAAAUUGUACUCCCUCCA
Messenger RNA from Solea senegalensis (Senegalese sole), 3076 nucleotides. Its product is annotated as epidermal retinol dehydrogenase 2-like. The transcript has 7 exons. The record is from RefSeq and is a predicted model, not a curated record. The coding region runs from base 92 to 1012 and encodes 306 amino acids. Gene Ontology annotation, cellular component: lipid droplet. Gene Ontology annotation, molecular function: oxidoreductase activity, acting on the CH-OH group of donors, NAD or NADP as acceptor. NCBI's taxonomy places the organism in Eukaryota, Metazoa, Chordata, Actinopteri, Pleuronectiformes, Soleidae.